Molecule: messenger RNA, 1399 nt
Organism: Dermacentor andersoni
Lineage: Eukaryota; Metazoa; Arthropoda; Arachnida; Ixodida; Ixodidae
Source: RefSeq, a predicted model, not a curated record
CUCGGCUCGAACUGACCAAUCACAUUCUGCGACGAGUAGACACGCCGCGCGCCAUUUGCCGAGGCGUGCGUGGAGAUUUUCUUGCGGUGUGGUCGAUCGUACGCGUAAGGUUGAUUGCGUGCUUGUGCCCGGCGCCGGUGACUCUUCUCACGAGCCAAGUCCACCUCCCGGGCUCGGGGUCUCGGAACAGCGACCAGUGCUCGAGCGCCCCAGGGCCGGGACCCAGCUACUGGCAGAUCCUGAAUAAAUAUCGUUCUUUCCACAUAACACAUUGACGUGCUCUGUCUCCUUUGUGUUGUGUUGUGUUUGGCCGCCUUAUCUGACCUUCCGAAGUGACAGGAAGGCGCUUUGCCCACCAAGGAAAUGAACCGCCCGAUAUCGCGCCGAGUUCGCGCCGCAGGCCAAUUUGUGUAGGCAGUUCAUUCCUUGCCGAGAUGCUGGUUGUGGCAUUGCUGGCGUUCGCACGAUGCACUUUGCCGACGGUAGUGCACGGCAUGGGCGUCCCUUACAGCCUGGUGGUCCUCGGGCACGACGACCUCUUCACCGACAAGACUGUUCGCAUAUGGGACUCCGAUGACAGCACCUGCUUUUCAAUGCCUGCGGAGCUGAACGAAACGAUGGCGUCCGUGCGGCUCUUCCUGGACCCACCGGUAGACCUCGGCCUCGUACGGGUCGUGUCAGAACCACAGCCAAAUGUUGUUUACUACCUCCUUGAGGACAACAGCAAUGGGUUCCCAACAGCUGAGAAAGACGACUUGGAAGGCAAUGUGUGGAUCUACGGCGGUGAGCUUUCAGCCAAGGUCCGUGGUGUCGACAUACACAGUGUAACAGAACUGUGCGAAGUGACCAUAUUCAACAUCAGCGACAACAUAGACAAGAUCGAUUUUUUGCCACAGGCUUCGGGGCGCUCAGCAACUUCUCGACAGCCAAUGACCACUGGGAAAGUUUCAUGGCGGCUAAUUUUAUAUUCCACACUGCCAGUAAUGGCCAUUGCAGCAAUACUGGCAACGGUACUUUUCUGGAAAAGGAGAAAAGUCCCCUGCCUCCAUGCCAGCUACGUGUCCGAGCUACGUCCAGCGAAACGGCAAGGUAGACGACCCCUGCCAUUAACGCCAGAUGAAGAGGAGGACGACAUGCUCGCAUUUGACACCAGCGACACGGCAGCGCUCUUCCACAGCCGCAUUUCCGGCCAACCCGAAUGGACUCAGUCGCAGAGGAACGGGCAGGAUGCCGGCCGACAUCGUGGUUCAAAUCCUGACAUCAUAUCUGACCUCGCAUUCGUCAACCACUUGCUGGAAGCGUCGCACGAAUAUGCUACACUGGAGCCUCCAGCAGGAAGGGAAUCUGACAUUAAACACCAAGAUGUCUGAGGCACAAAAUAAAAACUAUAGGGCCUUCA